Molecule: messenger RNA, 2413 nt
Organism: Theobroma umbraticum
Lineage: Eukaryota; Viridiplantae; Streptophyta; Magnoliopsida; Malvales; Malvaceae
Gene: RUS6
Product: root UVB sensitive protein (Protein of unknown function, DUF647)
Source: RefSeq, a predicted model, not a curated record
GCGACCUUCCCCCAGCGGGAAUUUUCCAAUGCUUCAUUGUCGUUAAAACCAAAGCCAAAUCGGCACGAUAAAAGCGCUCCCCGCUUUCUUUCUUUUCAAACAAUCCAAACCCAAGGAAUUCCUCUCAAUUCUUUCCUGCUAACGACCAGCGGUUGAAGAUGAAGGUGAAGGUGAAGCAAUCCCCGCCCAACCCCAACGCCACCGCCCAAAGCCUGACCUCCCAGGAGUCUCGCCUCCUCGUCCGCGAAACGCUGCGUAUCAGCGCCAACCUGGCGACGAAUGCGGGUGUAACUAGCAGCAGCGGAAGCUGCAUGAAUGAUGGAGCGGCGAUCCCAUUGAUGGAUGAAAAUCGGAGGAUGGGAUUGGUGGGGGAGGAAUUUGUGGAAUCGAGCUUGAAAUUGAUAUGUUGCGAGGAAAUCGACGGCAGGAGAUGGAAGUACAUGGCGGAGAAAGAUCCUUUUGGAAAUCUCAAGAGCAAUUCCAUUCGCGCUCUCAGCUUGCACAACCCUCAGGCCCCUGUUGAUGAAUUGAUGUCGUUUGUGCGAUCAUAUGUGGUGCCUGAGGGCUUUCCUGACAGUGUUACUCCUUCGUACGUGCCAUACAUGACAUGGAGAGCAUUGAAGCACUUCUUUGGUGGGGCAAUGGGUGUUUUCACAACGCAAACCCUUUUGAGCUCGGUUGGGGUCUCUAGAAAUAGAGCUACUCCUGGUGCUGUCGCUAUCAAUUGGAUUCUCAAGGAUGGCGCUGGUCGUGUUGGUAAAAUGCUUUUUGCUCGGCAAGGAAAGAAAUUUGAUUAUGAUCUAAAACAGCUGCGGUUUGCUGGUGACCUUCUUAUGGAGAUGGGUGCUGGGGUAGAGUUGGUAACUGCAGCUGUGCCUCAUCUUUUUCUUCCUUUGGCUUGUGCUGCAAACGUGGCAAAGAAUGUUGCUGCUGUAACAUCAACAUCGACUCGGACACCAAUUUACAAAGCCUUUGCGAAAGGAGAAAACAUCGGAGAUGUCACAGCUAAAGGAGAAUGUGUUGGCAAUAUUGCAGAUCUGCUGGGAACUGGACUGAGCAUUAUGAUCUCGAAAAGAAACCCGUCCUUGAUUACCACAUUUGCUCUCCUUUCAUGUGGAUAUGUCUUCAGUUCUUACCAAGAGGUUAGAUCUGUAGUGUUGCACACAUUAAAUAGAGCGAGAUUCAGUGUGGCGGUAGAUUCCUUCCUUAAGACUGGGCAAGUUCCCUCGUUGCAGGAGGGAAAUCUGCAGGAAAAUAUAUUCAGUUUUCCAUGGUUGAAGGAUAGACCUGUUGUUCUUGGGUCAAGAUUUAAGGAUGCUUUCCAAGAUCCAGGUCCCUAUCUUGCGAUAGAACCUUUCUUUGAGAAAGAAAAAUAUUUAGUGACAUAUAAUCCUUCAAAGGGAAAAGUAUAUGCAUUGCUCAAGGAUCAAGCAAAUUCAGAUGACAUUAUAAAAGCAGCAUUUCAUGCACAUGUGCUCUUGCAUUUCAUUCAUUCAUCAAAUAAUGGUCAAUUUUCAUCUAGAAGUCAGCAAGAACAUGAUCACUCAAACCUCAUCCCCUCAACUACUGAUUUUGAGGCUCAAAUUGCUGAUUCAUGUAAGAUGGUUUCAACAUCAUAUGGACUUUUCAAGAGCAAAGCUGCAGAACAGGGUUGGAGGAUGUCAGAGUCGCUUCUUAAUCCAGGUCGAGCUCGACUGUAUUAAUGAGUUAAAUGGGAGAACAGGCUUGAACUCUUCUGCUUAUCCGAAAUUGGAUGCGUGAGUUGCAAACCAAUUUCUGACUAUACAUUAUAGUCCAUAGGCAACACUGGCAAGAGCAUUUACAUGACACGAGGUUCAGAAUUGGCCAUAUACCAUUGGGAUGACCGUGGGAAUGCCAUGGUUCUCUUUGAGCCGGUCAGACUGUGCAAGCACCCAAUUUUCCGCACUUAGGGCUAUAAGUGGAAUGGUUUCCAGGAAGCUGACAUUACACAGUGAUGAGUUACAGCAAAUGCAGCAUUGGAAAUGAGUUUCAUAGUGUAACAUAUAUACAAAGUGUUUAUCAUUGAAAUCCUUUUUCCCCGUUUCCAUCUUUUACAGGAGGGUCUAUGGCUUUCUUUUUCCCUUUUGAGUGAGGUGUUGCCCUUUUUUAGGUGCCCAUAUUGGCGGUGCCAGCUUAUUCAUGUUGUUUUGAAAGCUGUGUAUAAUUUAAUUUUAUUGGGGGUUCAAUACACCUUGUUCCUUUAUUUUCCCUGUGAGAUCACAUAUUACUACAGUCUGUGCUCCAAACCUAGUCAGGUAAACAGUGUGUCUAUGCUACACAGCUGCACUCUGGCCUUAUGGUCUCCAAGUGAUUUAGACCAGCUUCGGUGGCAAAAAAUCACACCGACUCUUUGCUUUGCAGCCUUGGAAAUAUAUAUAUGGAAUUGUACAAA